Guillardia theta CCMP2712 is the source of this 1227-nucleotide messenger RNA. RefSeq lists its product as hypothetical. The transcript has 2 exons. Lineage: Eukaryota; Cryptophyceae; Pyrenomonadales; Geminigeraceae. Bases 1 to 1227 code for a protein of 408 amino acids. The record is from RefSeq and is a predicted model, not a curated record.
AUGAAGCAUGAAGCAAGCAAGGCUUUCGAGGGACGUGCGGAGCGGAGAGCAAACGGCACGACAGGUAGAGGUCCGCAGUUGCCUGAUCGUGAGAAACAAGACAAUCAAAGUCGGUUUGCAUGGAGUCAUGACCGGUCACACACGAAGAAAAGGCAGGCAGAUGUCGCAGGAAACGAGAUCGAGAUCGCGAGGGCAUCCAAGUUAGUCGACCAGACAGCCAAAAGCUUGUCGUUGCGCAAGAGAGAGGCUGAGCUGAAGGAGGCUGAGGUCACAGGAGACGAGAUCGAGAUCGCAGACGCCCUCCUGAGAGUCAGGGAGGCAGAGCUGGAGGAGGCUGAGGUCACAGGAGACGAGAUCGAGAUCGCGAAGGCACGCAAGUUAGUCAACAAGGCAUGGCUAAGCUUGUCGUUGCGCAAGAGAGAGGCUGAGCUGGAGGAGGCUGAGGUCACAGGAGACGAGAUCGAGAUCCUCAAGGCACGAAUCAGGGUCAGGGAGGCAGAGCUGGAGGAGGCUGAGGUCACAGGAGACGAGAUCGAGAUCCUCAAGGCACGAAUCAGGGUCAGGGAGGCAGAGCUGGAGGAGGCUGAGGUCACAGGAGACGAGAUCGAGAUCCUCAAGGCACGAAUCAGGGUCAGGGAGGCAGAGCUGGAGGAGGCUGAGGUCACAGGAGACGAGAUCGAGAUCGCAGAGGCCCUUCUUGCCCUCAGGAUGGCAGAGCUGGAGGAGGUUUGGCUGAGAGGAGGCCAGAUAAAGUUCGAAAGGGCAGUCGAGCUAGCCAGGCAGGCAAGCAUAAGCUUGUCGUUGCUCAGGAGGACGGCAGAGCUGAAGGAGAUUGAGGACACAGGAGACGAGAUCGAGAUCGCAAAGGCGCGUUCCAGACUGACACAAGCAGAGCUUGACGAGGCGAAGAUCAAAGGAGACAAGAUUAAGAUUGCAGGGGCAUAUCUCAAGUACAGGAAGACAUACCUCGAUAUGAUUCAAGUCACAGGAGACGAGAUCAAGAUCGCAGACGCCCUCCUGACAGCAUGGUUGCGCACGAGAGAGGCUGAGCUGAAGAAGGCUGAGGACACAGGAGACGAGAUCGAGAUCGCAGACGCCCUCUUUAGCGUCAGGGUCGCAGAGCUGAAGGAGGCUGAGGACACAGGAGACGAGAUCGAGAUCGCGAGGGCAUCCAAGUUAGUCAACCAGGCAUGGCUAAGCUUGUCGUCGCACAAGAGAGAGGCUUAG